Messenger RNA from Trachymyrmex septentrionalis, 1485 nucleotides. It is a transcript of the gene Pcmt, whose product is annotated as protein-L-isoaspartate(D-aspartate) O-methyltransferase. NCBI's taxonomy places the organism in Eukaryota, Metazoa, Arthropoda, Insecta, Hymenoptera, Formicidae. Gene Ontology annotation, biological process: protein modification process. Gene Ontology annotation, cellular component: cytoplasm. Gene Ontology annotation, molecular function: protein-L-isoaspartate (D-aspartate) O-methyltransferase activity. The record is from RefSeq and is a predicted model, not a curated record. Bases 543 to 1232 code for a protein of 229 amino acids. The transcript has 5 exons.
AAAAGCGCAAUACGUGCCAGCGUGACGUUUCGCGGCGCGCGAACGUUCUCCAACGACUCCAACGCUGAGACAAAUGUCGCGAACGGGUGAACGUAGGUGAACAAUAUUGUUAAAAAAAUCGCGCAUAUCUUGCUAAUCCGGUGCAUGUCGAUCUAGUUCGAAUCGUGAUUCCGAUCAUCGCCGGCGUUCGACAGGAUAGAGCAACGACGUAAAAUCGGUGCGCGAGAUGUAAAAUCGCAGUUGUUUGGAAAGGAGCGAGAGGAGUCGUUCAUCGAGCCGUCACCCGAUAAUAUUCGACGGGUCGAGAAGUUCAUCGUUUACCACGCGUCGAAGACGUCGUCCGGGACUGCCGGAGUGGAAUUCCCUCGCGACUACCGGAAGCGACAGGUUGUCGGUGUCCGCGCCGCACGCGCAACUGCGACUCCGUUCGUUUGUUUUUCGACGCACCGGCCACCACGUAUCUCCCCAAGAUUCGGUCUCGCGUCGUCGAGUGCCUUUGCGCGACGUUCGCGAUUUUGUCGCCCGCUGCGUUCACCCACGACAUGGCUUUGUACGGACGAUAUUGUGGUAGGAACAAUCAGGAGCUCGUGCAACAUCUGCGGCGGUCCAGGGUGAUCAAAUCUGACAGAGUAUUUGAAGUAAUGAGUUCUGUGGACAGAGGAAAAUACACUCAUCCCGCCAAUGCCUACAUAGACGCACCACAAGGAAUCGGUUUUGGUGUUACCAUCAGUGCUCCUCACAUGCACGCGUAUGCCCUGGAAUUGCUUGAAGAAAAGCUGCGUAACGGCACAAGGGCAUUGGACGUUGGUUCUGGAUCCGGAUACUUGACAGCAUGCAUGGCUCUUAUGAUGGGACCGCAGGGAGUGGCCGUUGGAAUCGAUCAUAUUCCAGAGCUUCGAGCAAUGGCAGAAGAGAAUAUUCGGCACGACCACCUAGAACUUUUGACCGACGGACGCGUAGAAUUAGUUGUUGGUGAUGGAAGAUUGGGAUAUCCAAAUCGCGGACCAUACGAUGCUAUUCAUGUGGGAGCGGCCGCUAAAGAAAUGCCGCAAUCGUUGAUAGAUCAAUUGGCACCUGGUGGACGUUUAAUAGUACCUAUGGGUCCAGAAAAUUCGGAUCAAACCUUAGUGCAGAUCGACAAGACUCUGGACGGCAAAAUCAAGCAGCGAUCCCUUAUAAGCGUGGUGUUUGUUCCUCUCACUGACAAGGAACGACAGUAUCGUCGAUCAUGAGGCACGUGCCUGCUCCAAUGAGUGAGCGCCAUUUUAUUUAUGUUUGUGAUUACGUUUAUUACUUUGUUAUUUUAAAAUCUCAUGCGAAACAGCUCUAUUCGCGUAAAAAAAUAUUUACAUAUAAAAUUAUUUAAAUUGUAUCACAAUCUGUAAGCACUAUACUGAAACAUUUUUGCACAGCAUAAUUGUUACGAAUUAUUUAAAUUAAUUAAAGCUUAAUCAAAAUCUAGCCAUCAGAAUAAUUAUAUUAGAA